AUGCAGACCCUCCCGGAGGAACAUGCAGAUAACACCUCCUCGGUGACAGAGUUUGUCCUUGCAGGCUUAACGGGCCAGCCGGGGCUCCAGGUCCCCCUCUUACUUCUGUUUCUGGGUUUCUACGUGGUCACCGUGGUGGGCAACCUGGGCUUGGUCGUCUUGAUUGGGCUCAACCCUCCCCUGCACGUCCCCAUGUAUCUUUUCCUGUUCAACUUGUCCUUCAUAGACUUUAGCUUCUCGGCUACCAUCGUCCCCAAGAUGCUGGUGAGUUUUGUCACCAAGAAGAACACCAUCUCCUACGCAGGAUGCAUGACUCAGCUCUUCUUCUUCUGUUUCUUUGUCUUUGCCGAGUCCUUCGUCCUGUCCGCGAUGGCAUAUGACCGCUACGUCGCCAUCUGUAAGCCACUGUUGUACACGGUCACCAUGUCGCCUCGGGUGUGUUUCUUUCUUUUGCUGGGCGUCUAUGGGAUGGGGGUUUGGGGGGCCAUGGCUCACACAGGAAACGUGGCGUUUCUGACCUUCUGUGCUGACAACCUUGUCAAUCACUACAUGUGCGACAUCCUUCCCCUCCUUGAGCUGUCCUGCGACAGCUCUUACAUCAAUCUGCUCGUGGUCUUUCUUGUUGUGGCUGUUGGCAUCGGGCUGCCUAUUGCUGCCAUUUUUAUCUCUUACGGCUUCAUUCUUUCCAGCAUUUUCCACAUUAGCUCCAUUGAAGGCCGGUCCAAAGCCUUCAGUACCUGCAGUUCCCACAUUAUUGCAGUUUCUCUCUUCUUUGGGUCAGGAGCUUUUAUGUAUCUCAAACCGCCUUCUAUUUUACCCCUUGACCGGGGGAAAGUGUCUUCUCUCUUCUACACCAUUGUGGUGCCCAUGGUGAACCCGCUAAUCUACAGCCUGCGGAAUAAAGAUGUCAGGGCUGCCAUGAAGAAAACCUUGGGCAGGAUAACUUCCUUUUGGAAUAAAAAAUAUUAG
This is a messenger RNA of Miniopterus natalensis, 969 nucleotides long. It is a transcript of the gene OR8B12, whose product is annotated as olfactory receptor family 8 subfamily B member 12. NCBI's taxonomy places the organism in Eukaryota, Metazoa, Chordata, Mammalia, Chiroptera, Miniopteridae. The record is from RefSeq and is a predicted model, not a curated record. Gene Ontology annotation, molecular function: G protein-coupled receptor activity; olfactory receptor activity. Gene Ontology annotation, biological process: G protein-coupled receptor signaling pathway. Gene Ontology annotation, cellular component: membrane.